GAUACCAUCGUCUCAAACGACAAAUUUUGUAAUCUUUAUCUAAUCAACACAACGGCGUGGUCGGCUUUGAAGCAUGUCACUGUCACGCAUUCCCCUGUGUUAGGAAAAGAUAGUGUGUAGGGGUGGUUACGAAUGCAGGGAUUUCUUAUGACCGUGUAGUGUACAAAUGAGUUUUGUUGUUGGUAACGACGUUAGAAAUAUGCAAUGUGGUUCUCUCUGUUAUCUUCUAAUAGUGGUGUGUUUCAUGGCAUUGUUUAUGUUUGGUUUUUUCCCGACGUCAUACUUGCAGUCCCGUAAGGCAACAAAAGAUGAUAUUCCUUAUUUUGUCGGCAAUACUAGGGUGAAUGCAAGUGCUUUAUACAAACCGCUUGUAAAAAAAUUGAUAAUAAUCAUAAUAGAUGCCUUAAGAGUGGACUUUGUUGAAGGGGAAACUGGGCUGAGAAACAUGCCUUACACUGCAUCUUUGAUUAAAGAAAGUGCGGCAUGCCAGUACGUAGGAAGAGUUAGCCCACCCACAGUAACAAUGCCAAGGAUUAAGGCUCUUACAACAGGUUCAGUGCCCAACUUCAUUGAUGUUAUCCUCAAUUUUGGUAGUAGUGCUGUUACUGAUGAUAACCUGUUACAUCAGGCAGUCAGCAAUGGACUGAAGAUUGUCUUCUAUGGUGAUGACACUUGGCUGAAACUUUACCCAGACAAAUUUGUAAGAAGUGAGGGAACUUCAUCAUUUUUUGUAUCUGAUUUCUGGGAGGUUGAUAGCAAUGUUACACGUAACUUACCAUCUGAACUGAAUUCCGAUGACUGGAGUAUAAUGGUACUCCAUUAUUUGGGCUUAGAUCACAUUGGACAUGUUGAGGGACCAGAAAGCCAUCAUAUAAGAACAAAACUUAAUGAAAUGGACAGUGUUGUACAAAAAAUACAUGAACAGUUUGUUGUCAAGAAUACCAAUGGAGGAAAACCAUCUCUCAUGGUUAUCUGUGGAGAUCAUGGAAUGAAAGAUUCUGGUGGUCAUGGUGGUGCAUCACUACCUGAAAUAACAGUACCAAUUAUUGCUGUGGGGCAGAGUUGUGUACAGAGAUAUUCCAGGUUGGAUAGUACCUCGAUGUAUGUGUGGCAAAAGCAAGCCAUGUCUGUUUUCCCUGGGUCAGCAGAUCCAAUAUUAAAAUGUGGAUUUAUGGACGCAAAACAGAUAAUCUGUACUGACAGGCGUCGUCCACAUUGCAGCGCAGUUCCUACAUUGUCUGCUCUUCUGGGUGUUCCUAUACCAGCGGGUAAUCUGGGGAAGACCAUAUACGGACUGUUGCAUCACCUACCAACAAACAAACAGUUGUAUUUGUUAUAUUAUAAUGCUCAACAAAUGGCUGAGUUAUUUGGAAAAACCUUUGAGAUAACAGAAUCAGAUUGUCAUUCAGAAUAUCAAAAAGCUAUUCAGCUUCAUGAGAAAUGGUUAAUUUAUGAAGAAGAAGAAAAGAACACAGCCAUUGAAACAACCAUUGCAGCAUAUUACUCUGCACUGUCAUGCAUGGGUUUCAAACUUACGGAGUCACUGAUAAAGUAUGACAUCCACACAAUCUGUGUUGCCAUUGGGGUGUUGUUGCAGAGCACAAUCGUACUAUUUAUUUUUCCAUGUUCGAGACUGGUGAGCUUUAAAGUUGUGCCCACAAGAAUAUUGGUUUUAAGUGUCUUGGUCGUUGUGCUUAAUUCUGCGUGCUGCAUCCACAGCCCUGACAGUUUUCUCUGCACACCAAGCACCAAAUCAUAUUUUGUGCGACUUUUUGCUGCGUUAUUGACAUCAUUCAAUAUAGUCAUGAUAAGAGAGUGUCUCCAGCAUAGAUCUAAGUUGAUGGUAAAAUGUGAAAAUCAAAUUUUAUUGAUAGGUGUAGUCUUACAUAUUGUUAGCCUGGGAUCCAGCAGCUUCAUUGAAGAAGAGCACCAAAUAUGGUACUUUUUGUGGAGCACUUUGGCACUUGCAAAAUUGUAUGACUGUAUUGUAUCCUACACUUCAAAAAUGGGAAGCAUUUCACGUGAGAAUGUAACAAAACAGAAAAUGAAACAAUUAGUCUGCAGAUGGUUAUUAGCAGUCACAUUCCAUUGCGUACUCAGAAAAUUAAAUCAAACUGGUGACAAAUGGGCGCAUUUGCCAGAUAUUGGAGACUGGCUGACACUUGAUGAAAAUAAGACAUUCUUAUCUGGUGUACUUUUACUUGGUUUAUUUGCUUUGAUUCUGUGUUGCUUCAAUAUCAGCAGCACUCCUUACAAAUCUCGAAGCAAUUCACUGAUUGAUCUCAGCUUGUAUACAGCAGCAGCUGUGUGUAUUUACCUAUAUAGAGCAGCCAUUGGAAGUGUUCUACUUCCUUUUGAUUAUCCACAAUCAAGGGGUCUGUACGAGUCAUUCGGAGUGUGGUGUAUUUUAGGAGUAAUAAUGAUUAAAUCGGUGUUGGAAGUUUUAUUCACAUCACACCACCAGAGCUAUUAUGCCAGAAGAUGGACAGUCUGUGCAAACAUACUACAGAAAACAUUUUCUGUAAUUACUGUUUGUUGGAUGAUACUGUGUGCCUUGAUCUACAGACCAUAUAAUGUGCUGCUGCUUGGUUGUAAUGUGUGUAUAAGUCAACUGAUAUAUGAUACUGCUGUUACAUAUGGCACGACCAGUUGUAUUUCACUACCAGUUAUGCAUUACUGGCUUGGAAUGGUCUUCUAUUUCUAUCAGGGCAAUUCAAACAGCUUGGCAAGUAUUGAUGUGGCUGCAGGAUACAUAGGACAAGAAGAAUACAACAUUGCUUCAGUUGGGGCACUCCUUAUUGCACAUACAUAUUGUGCUCCCAUUCUUUCUUAUUUACUUUUGAUAAGAAAUAUUUGCAAGCAUUCAGUUCAACAUGAUAAAGAAUGGCUUGAUGACCAGCUGCACAGAUUGUUUUGGUUUGUGGCUUCACAUCGAUCGCUGCUUCUUACAGUAUAUUCUAUACUUCUUACAUUCCAAAGGCAUCAUUUAUUUGUGUGGACAGUUUUUGCACCUAAACUGCUUUAUGAAGCUAUGUUUACAACUUGCACUCUUGUCAAGCUGCUUUUUACCUUUUUCAUUGUUCAGUCAAUAAUGUAUAAAGAACAAAAAUGUAAACAAUGGAAGUAGUGUAAUAAAAUUUUCAUUAA
Molecule: messenger RNA, 3147 nt
Organism: Schistocerca piceifrons (Central American locust)
Lineage: Eukaryota; Metazoa; Arthropoda; Insecta; Orthoptera; Acrididae
Gene: PIG-G
Product: GPI ethanolamine phosphate transferase 2
Exons: 14
Coding region: 167-3127 (986 amino acids)
Biological process (GO): GPI anchor biosynthetic process
Cellular component (GO): endoplasmic reticulum membrane
Source: RefSeq, a predicted model, not a curated record